Messenger RNA from Scutellospora calospora, 699 nucleotides. NCBI's taxonomy places the organism in Eukaryota, Fungi, Glomeromycota, Glomeromycetes, Diversisporales, Gigasporaceae. The record is from the annotation of a GenBank genome assembly.
AUGGGUUUACCAGCAAGAAGAAAACGCGUUGUAUUACCAGCCUAUAAACUAACAGAUCAUACUCCACCUAUCUAUAACGAUCCUUGUUCAAAUAGACCAAUUCCAGUAGGUUAUUUCUUGAAUAAUCUUGACGAAAUUGGUCCUGCUCAUUGGGGAAAUACACAAUCCGCCGAUUAUUCUCUAAAGAUUAUUAAACCCCAAGAAGUUGAUUUUUUUUGCAGUUAUUUUAAUCAAUUUUGCAAAAAUAAUAAUUUUCCAGAUAUAAAUUUAGACGGUUUAUAUUGUACAGUUAGAAAUAAUUGGAUAAUUAAUAAUGGUGGAUUUCAAACCUCUGAAAAUUUUGAAUGGCAAGAACAAUAUUUAUUAGAUUAUCAAUCAUCAUUACCUGUAACUUGUAGUGACAAAUUUUGUUCUGCUGCUGAUGCUGCAGCUUUAACUCUUUAUUUUAACGCUACAAUGAUUUCUUAUCAACAAUUUAUAAAUAAUCUUCAACAUCAAGCUACAAGUGGAAUUCCUUCACCACCUUCUUCCCCACAUUCUUCACCACCUUCUUCUCCAAUUGAUGAUAAACACAAACCAUCGUUAACAAAUAUUACUAAAAUCGCUUCUCCACCAAUUCCAUGCUUUAAAGUACGAAAAUGGAUAACAAACGAUUUAACACCUAAUAAAAAGAUAAAACAUAAGAAAUUAGUUGUUAUG